Cuscuta campestris is the source of this 2685-nucleotide messenger RNA. NCBI's taxonomy places the organism in Eukaryota, Viridiplantae, Streptophyta, Magnoliopsida, Solanales, Convolvulaceae. The record is from the annotation of a GenBank genome assembly.
AAACAAAGCUGUCCGGUAAAAAAGGAGGUUACCCCCAAACAAGCCCUUACCCGUAGCCAGAAAAAGAAAGCCAAAAAGAAGUUAAAGCUUGCAAAGGUAGUGGAACAAAAUUGGGACGAUUAUGAAGAUGACUAUCUCUAAAACUUAUCUACAGAAGGGUUUAUUUCUUGCUUCUCUCAUUUUGUGAUUAUGCACAGGUAAGAUUUUAGAGGUAUGAAUCUCAGUGCAGGUAAUUGCUACCUAUGGUGAUUUAAGGUUUGUUUCUUUUGAGGCUUAGUAACAGUCGUCUUCAUGGUCCAUGGUGUUCACUGAGAGUGGAGUAAUGGAGCUGCAGGACUCCAACCUCCUUGUUCCAUGCCAUUAUUUUUGCCUCUUUUAUUUGGUUUCCAGUGAGAUGAGUUCUGGACUCACUCUGUUAUCUAGCGCAGAUCCUGAGUUAAAGGGGGCUAUUUCAUCUGAUAUAAAGAGCCGACACUCUCCCAUUCUGACUUUGUUUUCUAUAGCUUGGAGCUACAGCCUGGUCCUAAUUUACACUCAACUUCUGCAGACUACAGCCUGGUCCUGGCGCAAAUUUCAACAAACCUGUAUUAUUGAUGUCCAUGUAGAUUUUUUGGAAUGUUAUCUUUGUUUGGGAUAUCUAUCUUUUGGUGCGUGUAUUUCCAUUAAUCUUCCUUGGCCAAAUUGUAGGGGCAUCUGGCCACCCCAUUUGCGUAUAAACUACCCGACCCGACCCUUAAAGUCUUCUUCCUUUUACUUUUUAAUGGGUUGUAAGUCGUAACCCGCGAGUAGCCGGCAAUUACUCGUAAAUCUUUUAAUUAAGCCGACGAGAAGCAAAUUCACUUCCUCGCCCGACCCGCAUCGCAUCUUCAAAGAUCGAAUCGUGCCUGAAUUGGACGAUUAUACGAUUGGAAUCCACGUUUUUACCUUCAAUUCCGGAUCUUUGCUGCGAUUCAGAUCUUUCCAGGUAACCUGCCGCAUUUUAAUUGAUGACAAGUCAAAUUCUAGGCGGAAAAAGCUAGGCAACCAAUUUGGCAUCCCCAAUAUCUCACCCACACGCCUGGGCGUCGCCUAGGCGACGCUUAGGCGACGCCUUGAUAACAAUGCAUACGAGGAAGUAUUGACUAUUGUACAUAGGUUUUGUUCAUCUUUUAUUUUUUAAAUGUGCUUUUUAUUGUGGUUUUCAUAAGGGAAGCAAAUAACUUUCAUACACAUUGGGUUGACGCACUAACUUAGCACAUCUCCUUCGAGAUGUUCGAAGCUGUACAACAGGUCCUUGGCGUCCCAUUUGGAUCGUACUUUGAGGUGCGUGCUAUGCUUGUUUUUAAUCUCUAUUUGUGUAUUUGCUUAAAAUUACAUAUUCUUUUAAGUUAUUGUGGUUUACUAGCAUCUAACUUUCAUGGUUGUGCUUUGAGAACUGAAAAUUCUCAAAAUCUAGACAACAAGAAUUUACAAUUCAAAAUGAAAUACAUUUGGCCAGUCUUUUCCAUAGUUGAUUCAUGAACACAUUGGAGUUAAGAUUAAGAUCUGGAUGAUCUUGAAGGGGCAUACAAAUUGUAAGAUUGUACAACACACAUGUAGAUAUUGAUUGUAGGGUGGGUAGGAGAUGAAAGUUUUGAAGUGCAAAGUGAAAGUGCAGCACAAGAUAUUGUUGUGUGCAUAAAUUAAAAACAGAGGAUGCUAUAAACAAAGACAAAACUGCAGCAUUGAAGAGCAAAGUCAAAGUGCAGCAAAAGACUUCUAAAGUCCCUUGUUCCUAGAUAGCCACUAUAUUGGAAGUGUUUUCUUCUUAAAAGGUUUGCUUAUUGCAAUUCUUUGCUCCAAGUUAGAACUCUUGCCGAUAAUGACACGAGUUAUCUUUUCCCUAAAUAAGUGUAGUUUCAUGCUGGAUUGGGAUCAAUAAAAUUUAUAUUUGGGAAAUGGUAGUUCUUUUGUAACCUGCUGUAUUGGCCGAUUUAUAAUUUGUGAUUUUUAUGAAACCCAGUUUGUCUGCAGAAUCACACACUUGUAGACUGCCUUUCUUUUGUAUUUGUCCUGGUGAAUGGAGUACAACAACAAACAGAUGUAUAUGAUUUCUUUUUUAGUCAAUUCGACUUCAUGCUCUGUUUUUAGUAGAACCAUUAUCAUUUUUGCAAGCUGUUUGACAUCUUCUUGACAGAGGAAUGAAGAUCUCAUUAUAGUUCAUGAUCCUCUAGAAUAUGGAAACUGUCAAUCAUCUCAAAUUGGGAGUAACAAUGAGCUCUUUAUUGCAAAACAUUCAAAUUGUGUCAUGUUAUGUGCAUUUCUAUCACCUUCAGUAUUCUUCCAAUAAUAAUGACGUGCGAUUGGCUGCAGAUACCAAAGUAUGGAAUAUUCGAGAAUGUGAACUCACUGAAGGAUCUAGCAGAAAUGCCACAUUGGACACCUGAGAGGGAUAGUAAUCACAGUCCAUAAACUGUUAGCUACUCAAUUCCCAACUAACUUAGACAUGGCCUGUUCAUAUAAAUCAAUGUAUGGGCCCACAGUAAGUCCAGUAUUUUGCAAAUGAAAUGGCCAAGUAACUCCUUUAACUCUUAAUACCAAUGUUUUGAAAAUCGGACCGGGCAUCGACCCGGAUGAGCAAGUGGGUCAAGGGCUAACUGGUCGAACCGGUCAACUCCGGGGUCAAUGACCCGGUCAAAUAUAUGUAAAUAAUAAUAUUUUAUAUUA